Messenger RNA from Malania oleifera, 1284 nucleotides. Its product is annotated as ubiquitin carboxyl-terminal hydrolase 3-like. The transcript has 9 exons. Lineage: Eukaryota; Viridiplantae; Streptophyta; Magnoliopsida; Santalales; Ximeniaceae. Gene Ontology annotation, biological process: ubiquitin-dependent protein catabolic process; protein deubiquitination. Gene Ontology annotation, cellular component: cytoplasm. Gene Ontology annotation, molecular function: cysteine-type deubiquitinase activity. Bases 227 to 919 code for a protein of 230 amino acids. The record is from RefSeq and is a predicted model, not a curated record.
AUACAUGAUUUAUGUUUGGUAUUUGUUCUUUAAUAUCACAACAAAACAUCAUGCUCAUCCAUUUUCCGGUGCGCCGGUUAGCGUUCCCAAAACUCAAAACGUAUAUGUAAAGCGAAGAGGGAACGAUUCCGUCGAACGCUCCAUUUCUUCUUCCGAACUAAAAUCUUCACUUCGCGUUUGGCAUUUUCUCUGACAAAGCAGCUGAAAGGAAAAGCGAAGAAAAGCCAUGGACGAAAGCUCUUCUACCAAGAGAUGGCUUCCUCUCGAAGCUAACCCCGAUGUCAUGAAUCAGUUCCUUUGGGGCCUAGGUCUUACCGAGGAUGAGGUGGAGUGCUAUGAUGUGUAUGGAUUAGAUGAAGAACUCUUAGAGAUGGUCCCAAAGCCCGUGCUUGCUGUCCUAUUUCUUUACCCCUUAACCCCUGAGACGGAAAAAGAGAGACUAUUGGAGGACAAUGUUAAGAAGGAUCCAAGCAGUAGAGUUUAUUUCAUGAUACAAACUGUGGGAAAUGCUUGUGGAACAAUUGGGCUUCUUCAUGCUGUCGGGAAUGUCACUUCUAAGAUUAAGCUUCGUGAAGGCUCAUUCUUCGACAGGUUCUUCAAAUCUACAGAGAAGAUGACUCCAUUGGAGCGUGCGGCAUUUCUUGAGAAGGACAGAGAAAUGGAAGUUGCUCAUUCUGUUGCAGCUACUGCAGGUGACACAGAGGCUUCUCGUGAUGUAGACACUCAUUUUAUCUGCUUCACAUGUGUGGGUGGAGAGCUUUAUGAACUUGAUGGUAGAAAAUUGGGGCCAAUCUCUCAUGGGGCAUCCUCACCUAGCAGUUUGUUGCAGGAUGCAGCUAAAGUUAUACAGGGGGUGAUCAAGAAAAACCCUGGCUCGAUCAAUUUCAAUGUUAUUGCCGUCUCGAAGAAAGUUGGAUAAGCAUGUAAGGGCAGCUCCCUGAGCUAGAGCUUUUUGAGCAUAACCAUUAGAUGCUAGUUCACUAUGCCCGCAGCCUGUGGCCUGAGCUAGAGAGCGAAGCUCGGGAACAUCUACUGAAGGUUUAAAUUUGUAGCCUCCUUGCGAUCCAUGAUAUUUCGGUACUUGUUUUUUUCUGGUUUGUAUGCAUGUGUCCACAAAACUCCAUUGCGCUUUUCUGGGGUUGGUAUGGCUCAAUCUGGCCUUUGACUGUUUCUGCAAAGGCAGCAAAAUGUACUUGGGGGUCAGUUCCAUCACUUAGAAAAGCAGAUGGGGCUUGGUCCAAACCCUAAAAUUAGUGUAGUGUUGAUGAUGAUCGUCGACUUAAA